UGUAUCCGUGCCUGCUUGUGCGACAGGUCCAUGCUAGCUCCUGUGAGAGGCAGGUUGUUUUCACAUGAUUCCGCUGUGAGGUGUAACGGAGUUUGUUGUUCAAGAUGCCGAUGAAAGGAAGGUUUCCGAUCAGGAGGACCCUGGAAUACCUGCAGAGAAGCGACAUCAUCUUUAAAAACCGAGUGAAGAUCAUGACGGUGAACUACAACACGCACGGGGAGCUCAGCGACGGAGCAAGAAAGUUUGUGUUCUUCAAUAUUCCUCAGAUUCAGUACAAAAACCCGUGGGUCCAAAUAAUGAUGUUCAAAAAUAUGACACCAUCACCGUUCUUGAAGUUCUACCUGGAUGACGGGGAGCAGGUGCUGGUGGAUGUGGAAGGGAAGGAGCACAUACAAAUUACACAACAUAUAAAGAAGAUUUUGGGCAAAUCAGAAGAAGUGUUACAAGCGGAGGCUCGUGCCAAGAUGCAGGCCUCCAACCCUGCAAACUUUGGUCCAAAGAAGUACUGUCUGAGGGAGUGUAUCUGUGAGGUGCACGGCCAGGUGCCGUGUCCCGGCAUCACACCGCUGCCCAAGGAGAUGACGGGAAAAUACCGGGCAAAGAUGGCAGCGUCGCAGGAGUGAAGACGCCCGAGGAUGAGAGCGUACGAUUCACGAUUUUACUGGACAAUAUUAUUAUAUUGUUUAAUUUUGUACAAUUACAUUAAUGGACUAACGCACAGCAUAUUGUGUUGUAAAUAUGCGCAAGUGAAUGGAUGGUUGAGGAUCGUCAGUGCCUGGACUGACGGCCUCCACGGGUCGGGGCAGUUAGCGCUUUGGAUAACUUGACAACGAACAUUGUGUUUGUACAUGAUGAGGCCUGGUGAAAGAUUCUUCACAUCUGGAUGUGAGCUGAAUAUUCAAACAUUCAAAUAAAGCUCAAGAUUUGCCCUUG
Molecule: messenger RNA, 933 nt
Organism: Scophthalmus maximus (turbot)
Lineage: Eukaryota; Metazoa; Chordata; Actinopteri; Pleuronectiformes; Scophthalmidae
Gene: mrps25
Product: mitochondrial ribosomal protein S25
Exons: 4
Coding region: 105-623 (172 amino acids)
Cellular component (GO): mitochondrion
Molecular function (GO): structural constituent of ribosome
Source: RefSeq, a predicted model, not a curated record